Molecule: messenger RNA, 1058 nt
Organism: Lycium ferocissimum
Lineage: Eukaryota; Viridiplantae; Streptophyta; Magnoliopsida; Solanales; Solanaceae
Product: transcription factor bHLH35
Exons: 5
Coding region: 101-859 (252 amino acids)
Biological process (GO): regulation of DNA-templated transcription
Cellular component (GO): nucleus
Molecular function (GO): sequence-specific DNA binding; protein dimerization activity; DNA-binding transcription factor activity
Source: RefSeq, a predicted model, not a curated record
AGCUAUGUCCAUUUUUUUAAAAGCUUACACCCUCUUUACCCACAUAAGAUUUAAAGCAUAACUUGUCUCCUUCUACUUCAUCCUCACUCUACCCAAGAAGAUGGAGAACAUCGGUGAUGAGUAUAAGAAUUAUUGGGAAACAAACAUGUUCUUACAAUCUGAAGAACUCGAUAGCAGCUACUUCGAUGAGAUAUCGGCAUACUAUGACUCAAGCUCACCGGAUGGGGCACAGUCAUCGAUGGCCUCCAAAAACAUUGUGUCAGAAAGGAAUAGGAGGAAGAAACUCAAUGAUAGAUUAUUUGCACUAAGAGCUGUGGUCCCAAAAAUAAGCAAGAUGGAUAAAGCGUCAAUAAUAAAAGAUGCAAUUGAGUAUAUUCAAGAAUUGCACGAGCAAGAGAGGAGAAUUCAAGCAGAGAUAUCAGAGCUUGAAUCUGGAAGGUCAAGGAAGAAUAAUAGCAGUCUUGAAAUUGAUAAUCAAGAUGGGAGUUUUGAUUCAAAGCCUAAAAGAUCAAGAAGACUUGAACAACAGUAUGGAUAUGAUUCUUCUGGAUCAAAUACAAGAUCACCACCAUCCUCUUCCCCUGUUGAUGUUCUUGAGUUGAGGGUAAAUUCAAUGGGAGAGAAGACAGUGGUGGUGAGCCUCACUUGCAGCAAAAGAACAGACACAAUGGUUAAAGUUUGUGAGGUCUUUGAAUCUUUGAAUAUCAAAAUAAUUAGUGCAAAUAUCACUGCUUUCUCUGGAAGGCUUCUCAAGACAGCUUUCAUUGAGGCUGAUGAGGAAGAGAGGGAUCUUUUGAAGUUGAGGAUUGAAACUGCAAUAGCUACUCUAAAUGAUCCAGAUAGCCCUAUGAGCUCUUAGAACAACAAUGGCUUGGAUUCAACUCUGUUUCUCCUUCUUUAUAAUGAGAAUGUAUUUCGAGGAGUUCUUUGUUUUUUCCCCACGUCAUUUCUACCUCGUCCUUCUUGUUCUUACAGUUUGGCUACUUUUUGUCUGGCUAUGUAGUUUGUAGUUGGUGUUUUCACAAGAUAUCAAGUUUACCUUAAACGUUCUUUCCAAA